Malassezia globosa CBS 7966 is the source of this 486-nucleotide messenger RNA. RefSeq lists its product as uncharacterized. The record is from RefSeq and is a predicted model, not a curated record. Lineage: Eukaryota; Fungi; Basidiomycota; Malasseziomycetes; Malasseziales; Malasseziaceae. Gene Ontology annotation, molecular function: deaminase activity. The coding region runs from base 1 to 486 and encodes 161 amino acids. Gene Ontology annotation, cellular component: mitochondrion; cytosol. The transcript is spliced from 2 exons.
AUGUGGGUCUCGAGUGCUCGUGCGGCUGUGCGAUGUGCGCAGCGUCAGUGCCGCCAGCCACAACGAUGCAGUUUCGUUUUGCCGCAGAUUAACACAUACAGGAGCUACAAGACUAUUGCUACGCCUAACGCGCCCAGCGCCAUUGGCCCAUACUCGCAAGCCGUAGUACACAACGGCACAGCAUUCGUGUCGGGCUGCAUUCCCUUCGAUCCCAAGAGCAUGCAGUGCGUCGAAGGUGGCGUUGAGGCUCAAGCUCAACGUGCUCUAGACAAUUUGUUCGCUGUGGUUGAAGCUGCGGGCUCCGAUAAGAGUCAUGUGCUCAAGACGACCGUGUUUCUCAAAGACAUGAACGACUUUGCAAAGGUGAACGCUGUCUAUGAAAAAGCCUUUGCUCCCUACAAGCCUGCCCGCUCCGCUGUCGAGGUCGCACGGCUGCCGCGCGAUGUCCUAGUUGAGGUCGAAUGCAUCGCAGCUGUCCGUGAGUGA